GUUUAUUUUAUUUGAAUACCAAUAUAACCUUAGUUAUAUACUUAUUUUCUUAGUUAUUAACCUGAAUACUCAUUAUAGAGACCGCACUGUGCUUGCAGAAGUGAUAUCUAUCUGCGUGCACCUAUGAAACUCCACGAGCUAGGAUACAGGCCUUAGGACUGGGAUAAUGACGGAUGUUACUUAGCGUUACUCAGGAGGCAACUAGAUACCUUGGUUUUAAAAUGUCUAAGUUACUUGUUUGAUUGGAGUUCCAUUGGGACUAACAUAGCAAGUUGCAUAAAAUAUUGAGCUAUACGAAGGAUUUAUCACUUACAAGAAGUAAAACUCGAAAAAAACAUUUGUCAAUGGUACGAAGAUAAUAUUGAUGACGUCCCCAAACGAUGUUCGAUAUCAUUCAUGAGUAGUCAUUAUCAUGCCCGAGAAAAUAGCAGUUGUUACUGGAGCCAAUAAAGGACUCGGCUUUGCCAUAGUUAAAGGCCUUUGCAAAGAAUUCAAAGGUCCAGUUUAUUUAACAUCUCGAGACGCGGAACGCGGCAAUAAAGCCUGCAAUGAGCUGCAGAAGCAAGGUUACAAUCCUAAAUAUCACCAGCUUGAUGUGACUAACGAAAAAAGUAUAUCUACUUUCUGUUCUUUUUUUCGUUCUCAAAAUAAAAAGAUUGAUUUGUUGAUAAAUAAUGCUGGCGUACUGUUUCUGAACGACUCGAAAGAACCGAAAGCUUCUCAGGCAGAACAAACUUUACUCGUAAACUUUUUCGCUUUAGUAAACUUUACCGAAGCAAUUUUGCCGUUGGUUAACGAAAAUGGGAGCAUACUCAAUAUAACGAGCUCCUCUGGACACUUAUCGAGAAUACCAUCAGAAGAGUUAAGGAAAAAAUUCAUUGAUCCAAAUUUAAAUUUGGAACAAUUGACUGUUUUAAUGGAAAGUUACCUGGAAUCGGUGAAGUUAAACAGAGAUGGCGCUGACGGAUGGGGUGAUUCUCCCUAUGUAGUUUCGAAAGUGGGUGUGAAUGCAUAUACCUUUAUGUUAAAUCGCCAACUAUCUGAUCAAGGUAUUCUCGUAAACUGCUUUCAUCCCGGCUACGUGAUGUCCGAUAUGACCCGAGGGGCCGGCUCCGUGACCCCUGAAAAGGCAGCUGAAGGGGCUCUGGAGUGUGCAUUGCAACCAGCGGGCGGGGGGUUGUACGUGUGGCAUAAUGGGGCUAUAGUGGAGUGGGACGGACCGGAUCCUCGCGGGUUUAUUGAUGGGAAGAGCGUGUGAUGAUGGCGAAAAGGGGGCGGGUUGACGAGGCAUUUUUCGCGCGUCACACAUUAAUUAAACAAAAAGUUUGGAUUUCAGACUAUUUUCAAAUGCAUUUUUAUAGCUCCAGUCAUAUUUUUUAUUAUUGUUAUGAUGUAGUUGUACUAUUGAAUAAAAUUACUUAAUAUUAAGCAACCGAUGCCGAUAGUGAAAAAUUGCCCUUACCAACCCUCUUCCUUUGUUAUGUUAGAUGUCAUCUAUACAUAUAAUAAAACUGUAACUGGAAGAUUUCUGUACAUUUAAUAUAUUUUUAAAAUUUUAAU
Pararge aegeria (speckled wood butterfly) is the source of this 1560-nucleotide messenger RNA. Its product is annotated as carbonyl reductase [NADPH] 3-like. The transcript is spliced from 4 exons. Gene Ontology annotation, molecular function: oxidoreductase activity. The record is from RefSeq and is a predicted model, not a curated record. NCBI's taxonomy places the organism in Eukaryota, Metazoa, Arthropoda, Insecta, Lepidoptera, Nymphalidae. Bases 413 to 1258 code for a protein of 281 amino acids.